AUGUUUCUUUUCUGCGACACCAUUCCUCUAACAAUUUCCAUCUUUCCUCGUCUUUUCCUUCUUCUUCACCUACUUUUUAUUUUUCUUUUCUUUUUCGUCUUCUUCUUUUUCUUCUUGGUCCUCUUCCUUCUUUUUCGUCUUCUUUUUCAUUUUCUUUUCUUCCUUUUUUUCUUCUUCUUCUUCCUUUUCCUCUUGGUCUUUUUUUCUUUCUUCUUGGUCCUCUUCUUUUCCUUCUUCUUCGUCUUCUUUUUCAUUUUCUUUUCUUCUUCUUCUUCCUUUUCUUCUUUUCUUUCUUCUUCUUCUUCCUUUUCCUUUUGGUCUUCUUUUCCUUCUUCUUCCUCUUCUUCCUUUUCUUCUUCGUCUUAUUCCUUUUCUUCUUGGUCCUCUUCUUUUCCUUCUUCUUCGUCUUCUUUUUCAUUUUCUUUUCUUCUUCCUUUUCUUCUUUUCUUUCUUCUUCUUCUUCCUUUUCCUUUUGGUCUUCUUUUCCUUCUUCUUCUUCUUCUUCCUUUUCUUCUUCGUCUUCUUCCUUUUCUUCUUGGUCCUCUUCUUUUCCUUCUUCUUCUUCUUCUUCUUCUUCUUCGUCUUCUUCUUUUUUCUUUUCUUUUUCGUCUUCUUCCUUUUCUUCUUGGUCCUCUUCUUUUCCUUCUUCUUCGUCUUCUUUUUCAUUUUCUUUUCUUCUUCUUCUUCCUUUUCUUCUUUUCUUUCUUCUUCUUCUUCCUUUUCCUCUUGGUCUUCUUUUCCUUCUUCUUCCUCUUCUUCCUUUUCUUCUUCCUUUUCUUCUUCGUCUUCUUACUUUUCUUCUUGGUCCUCUUCUUCUUCUUCUUCUUCUUUUUCUUUUUUUUUCGUCUUCUUCCUUUUCUUCUUGGUCCUCUUCUUUUCCUUCUUCUUCGUCUUCUUUUUCAUUUUCUUUUCUUCUUCCUUUUCUUCUUUUCUUUUUCUUCUUCUUCCUUUUCCUUUUGGUCUUCUUUUUCUUCUUCUUCUUCUUCUUCCUUUUCUUCUUCGUCUUCUUCCUUUUCUUCUUGGUCCUCUUCUUUUCCUUCUUCUUCUUCUUCUUCUUCUUCUUCUUCUUUUUUUUUUUCUUUUUCGUCUUCUUCCUUUUCUUCUUUGUCCUCUUCUUUUCCUUCUUCUUCUUCUUCUUUUCAUUUUUUUCUUCUUCUUCUUCCUUUUCUUCUUUUUUUUUCUUCUUCUUCUUCCUUUUCCUCUUGGUCUUCUUUUCCUUCUUCUUCCUCUUCUUCCUUUUCUUCUUCCUUUUCUUCUUCGUCUUCUUACUUUUCUUCUUGGUCCUCUUCUUUUCCUUCUUCUUCUUCUUCUUCUUCGUCUUCUUCUUUUUUCUUUUCUUCUUCGUCUUCUUACUUUUCUUCUUGGUCCUCUUCUUUUCCUUCUUCUUCGUUUUCUUUUACAUUUUCUUUUCUUCUUCUUCUUCUUCCUUUUCUUUUUGGUCUUCUUUUCCUUCUUCUUCGUCUUCUUUUUCUUUUUCUUUUCUUCCUCUUCCUUUUCUUCUUGGUCUUCUUUUUCUUUUUCUUUUCUUCUUCGUCUUCUUCAUUUUUUUCUUGGUCGUCUUCUUUUCCUUCUUCUUCUAUUCUCCAUAAUUUCUUGUCUCCCAUCUUGCUGAAUUCGUAUCUUUUCUCCUUCUUUGCUCUUUCUUUUAUAAUCUAUCGUUCUUUAUGCUUUCUUCUUGCUUCUUCUUCUUCUUCUUGCUUCUUCUUCUUCUUCUUCUUGCUUCUUCUUCUUCUUCUUGCUUUCGUCUUCUUUUCGUUUUCUUCUUCUUCUUCUUUCCACCUUCAUUAUAUUCUCUCCUUCUUUCACGACGUUUUCUUUUAUUUCUCUCUUUUUGUCUUGCCUGUUCAAAAGCAUUUCUUUCUAUCCUUCUUCCCAGACCGCCGAUACGUGAAACCGCCAGUCACGAUGAACGGAUAUAAUAUCGUGCACGCCUCAAAUUCAAUUCACGCUCCCCCGCAAACUUAA
This is a messenger RNA of Acanthosepion pharaonis, 1965 nucleotides long. NCBI's taxonomy places the organism in Eukaryota, Metazoa, Mollusca, Cephalopoda, Sepiida, Sepiidae. The record is from the annotation of a GenBank genome assembly.